This is a messenger RNA of Rana temporaria (common frog), 432 nucleotides long. Its product is annotated as spindle and centriole-associated protein 1-like. Bases 97 to 432 code for a protein of 111 amino acids. Gene Ontology annotation, biological process: regulation of centriole replication; mitotic spindle assembly; metaphase chromosome alignment. The transcript has 4 exons. Gene Ontology annotation, cellular component: centrosome; centriole; spindle. NCBI's taxonomy places the organism in Eukaryota, Metazoa, Chordata, Amphibia, Anura, Ranidae. The record is from RefSeq and is a predicted model, not a curated record.
UGUGUAUUGGGGGGGCUGGUAAGUGUGGGGUGUCAGGUGGAGGGAUCAGAAAUCGCUUUGUGCUGGAAUAAUACAGAUCAUUUCUCCUCCUGACAGAUGUCUGUGCGUUACGGUCACCCCGGUGUGAAGAAAACCACCAAUAGGAAGAGGACACAAGUGCGGAAGGCGUGGGAUAGCUCCGUUCAAGAUCUCAAUGUACACUGGGCCACCCCAGAGGAACUGGCUCACAGGCACGAGAUCCACAAAUAUAAAAACCAGCGGCUGGCGCAGUGGGAACUUCAGAAGAGAUCCCUAAAGAAGACGUGGAGGAAACAAAGUGGAGGAGCUGCAGACCCGCUGGAGGAGAGGUGGCUGGCCCUGAUGAUGGAGGCUAAGCUAUCUGUCAACAAGAAGUCUGGGAAAGCAUGCCACAAGCAGGAUGCGGUUACAUAA